Electrophorus electricus (electric eel) is the source of this 1978-nucleotide messenger RNA. It is a transcript of the gene sox1a, whose product is annotated as SRY-box transcription factor 1a. Gene Ontology annotation, cellular component: nucleus. NCBI's taxonomy places the organism in Eukaryota, Metazoa, Chordata, Actinopteri, Gymnotiformes, Gymnotidae. Gene Ontology annotation, biological process: neuron differentiation; brain development; negative regulation of transcription by RNA polymerase II. Gene Ontology annotation, molecular function: DNA-binding transcription activator activity, RNA polymerase II-specific; RNA polymerase II cis-regulatory region sequence-specific DNA binding. The record is from RefSeq and is a predicted model, not a curated record.
UUGGCCGCGCUCGCAUUUUAAUCGCUGUCAAAGCGCAUCAUAUGGCCGCCGCUUAAACUAACUCCUCAACUCCACUAGGGAAAGUAGCACAAAUGCGCUUUCAAUUAACGUGGACGUGAAACCGUAGUCGGGAACGACGCAGAACAGGCUCCAAGACGGGAAAAGAACUUCAGACUCACGGGCACCGUUUGGAUUAAAUUACGUUUCGUUCCGGGUUUUUUUUUUUUUUCCUCCCUCCUUCCCUCCUCUCCCGGAGCUCUUCUCGCUUGUGUUGCACCUGCUCCUGCGGACUAGCGCCGAAAGUUCAUGCUUUUUCCGUGCUGGGUGAGAAGUCUUUAAGCCAGGUGAAUGUAUAGCAUAAUGAUGGAAACGGACUUGCAUUCCCCAGGACCCCAAACCAAUACAAAUCCGGGACAGACGGGUCCGAACACGGGGACCAAAGCUAACCAAGAGCGCGUGAAAAGACCCAUGAAUGCUUUUAUGGUGUGGUCCCGGGGCCAGCGCAGAAAGAUGGCUCAGGAAAACCCCAAAAUGCACAACUCCGAAAUCAGCAAGCGGCUCGGUGCUGAGUGGAAGGUGAUGUCAGAAGCUGAAAAGCGUCCCUUUAUUGAUGAGGCGAAGCGGUUGCGGGCAAUGCACAUGAAAGAGCAUCCGGAUUACAAAUACAGACCGAGGCGAAAAACCAAGACGCUUCUGAAAAAGGACAAAUACUCUCUGGCCGGCGGUCUGCUCGGCGGAGCGGGCACGGGAACAGGUGUCGGUCUCGGGGUAGGCAUGAGUCCGGGUGGUGUCAGCCAGAGGUUGGAGAGCCCAGGGGGUCACGGAGGCUCCGCCAGUGCCGGUUACGCGCACAUGAACGGCUGGGCAAACGGCGCUUACUCCGGGCAGGUCGCGGCCGCGGCUGCGGCCGCCGCUAUGAUGCAGGAGGCGCAGCUCGCGUACAGCCAGCACCCAGGCAGUGGCGCGCACCACCACCACGCCCAUCACCAUCACCCUCACAACCCGCAGCCCAUGCAUCGCUACGACAUGACUGCGCUCCAGUACAGCCCGAUAUCCAACUCCCAGAGCUACAUGAGCGCGUCUCCGCCCGGCUACGGAGGGAUAUCCUACUCGCAGCAUCAAAACUCCAGCGUCGCGUCCUCAGCAGCGAUCGGCACAUUGAGCUCACUCGUCAAGUCCGAACCGAACGUAAGUCCUCCGGUUACCACACAUUCUAGAGGCCCUUGCCCCGGUGACUUGAGAGAGAUGAUCAGCAUGUAUUUACCGACCGGGGAGUCCGGCGACCCGUCUGUCCAAAGCAGACUGCACGCCUUACCGCAACACUAUCAGAGCACAGCUGCUGGAGUAAACGGAACUGUCCCGUUGACGCAUAUUUGAAAUGGUCAGUGAAACUUGGGGUAAAGCGCAAUCAGACACUCGCCACCAAAAAUUUACCUCUUUUUAGAUGGCCAUUUAACUACUUUUGUAUAGAAUGUUUUAAGAUGUUCUUGUAAUUUAAGGUAAAAAAUAUUGUUUCGAUUGCCGUUCAGAGAAAACCAUGAACUGAUAAUAUUUGUCACUUUUGAUUAAUUUCUUUUUUUUUUUUUAAUUAUACUAUUCAUGAAUUCGAACUGACAUUCUUCUUGGCCAAAAAUCCCGUUAUGUUCCCUCUGAUUCCAGUGUUUCGUUUCAAAUAUUUAAUGCUUUGGUGCAAGUUCAUUUUUAAGUUAAUAAGUUCACAUCUAAAGUAGCUUGGAGAAUAUUUCUGAGAGUUUAUAAAGAGUUUCCUGCAUAUUACACUUACCAAAACAUUUGUAUACGUGAAUGUAUGUUCCUGAAUUUAUGCUGUAAUAUUUCUUGUAAAUUGUGAAUACGUUUUAAUAUUUCAAAAGACUGGCACGUAACUGCUGAUGUAUAUAAUUUAUGAGACGCAUUCUUGCCAGUUUGCAUUAUGAUUUUGCGCUGAUUCAUUGUCUAAAUAAAAUUUGGAAGAAUGUUA